AUGCCAACCAGAAAGAGGUUAUUCCCACAUCGUCAGCCACAAUUGAGGCGCGGUCGUCGUAUACCUAUAGCCCCGGUCGACAGUACCUUGGUUCUCGCAUUCCAGGCCCAUCUCAUUUUGGCAUUUGCGCUCCUCUUCUAUCAAAAAUACGAGUCAAACCAACAUUACCUAUUCGUAUUACUCGUAUACGAAAAACCGACCGCGUCCUGCCAUUCAUCAUUCAUGUGCUGUUCAUCAUCCUCUGUUUGUUUGGGUAUGUACUCGCCCCUUCCAAUCUCACCUUGCCCAUAUUCAAUGUCUCUCACCUCCGAAACUCAGUUUCGGCUGUGA
Messenger RNA from Colletotrichum costaricense, 330 nucleotides. RefSeq lists its product as uncharacterized. Lineage: Eukaryota; Fungi; Ascomycota; Sordariomycetes; Glomerellales; Glomerellaceae. The transcript has 2 exons. Bases 1 to 330 code for a protein of 109 amino acids. The record is from RefSeq and is a predicted model, not a curated record.